Molecule: messenger RNA, 2382 nt
Organism: Callorhinus ursinus (northern fur seal)
Lineage: Eukaryota; Metazoa; Chordata; Mammalia; Carnivora; Otariidae
Source: RefSeq, a predicted model, not a curated record
UAGGCUGGUGAGUGUGCACUUAAUUUUGCUCCCUAACUGUUUUGAAUUUCUCUUCCAUUUGAACCCUGUAUCCUGAUGCAGCCCUUUAUUUGGAGCAAGCAUGGGGGAGUGUGUGUGAGUCACAAGGUGAUUAAUUUCGGCUGAGUGGCGCCUCGGGGUAGGCAGGGAAAUGCUCUGCCUGGCUUAUUUCCACAUGGGUCUCUGCAGCACUGGGUCAGCCUUCCUUCCCCGAGACCCAGAAACAAUAGACUCUGCUUCAUGUAUAGAGUGCCGGUGUUCCUGGAAAUCGCCUGGAUUCAUUUUGCUUGGAGGGAAAGAAAGGGAAUCAGAAGCUUAGAGAAGUUGAAAAUAUGUGGGGGAGUCAAGAUUCAAAUCCAGUUUUGUCUGACUUCAAAAUCCAUUAUCUUAACCACGAAGCUGCCUGCCAUUUAGACUCCAAACCUUGCUUGCAGACCUAUAGAAUGGAGAUGACAUAGUACUUGCAAAAUGAGGUUGAAGAUGGAAUCCAUGGAGGAAGGAAGGCCUGGGUCUUCAGACCCCUGGCUGCCAGUCCAGAAGUGGCACUGUGAAAGCAUCUGUAACAUCUGCUGUAGAUGCCCUAACAAUCAAGUGGGCUUGGAUUUGGACAUUCUCAGUAGGAGUGGUUAAAGGCUGAUGGGACCAUAAAGCAAAAAUGAAGUUUCAGGAGACCAAAACUAGAUCUGAGUCUCAUUCUUUCCCAGCCUGGAAUUCCUGGGUGCUAUAGGUCCUGGAUAUACAAUAGAUGAUGACAACAUUUUUCUUUUAUGCAUGAAGGUAGAUGAUUCUUCAAAUUAAAGAUGGAAGCUGACUUUUCGCACCAGAAAUGGUUUAUAGAAUCAACUUGCAAAAAUGAUUCUUUUCAGCAUCUGGAGACUUCACUCUGUGUUAUGUCUUUGUGUGAAGACAUGCUGCUUUGUAACUAUCGCAAAUGUCGCCUCAAACUCUCUGGUUAUGCGUGGGUCACUGCCUGCUCUCACAUCUUCUGUGAUCAGCAUGGCAGUGGUGAGUUUAGUCGUUCACCAGCUAUCUGCCCUGCCUGCAAUAGUACCCUUUCUGGAAAGCUAGACAUUGUCCGCACAGAACUCAGUCCAUCAGAGGAAUAUAAAGCCAUGGUAUUGGCAGGACUUCGACCAGAGAUUGUGUUGGACAUUAGCUCUCGUGCACUGGCCUUCUGGACGUAUCAGGUACAUCAGGAGCGUCUCUAUCAAGAAUAUAAUUUCAGCAAGGCUGAGGGCCAUCUGAAACAGAUGGAGAAGAUAUAUACUCAGCAAAUACAGAGUAAGGAUGUAGAAUUGACCUCUAUGAAGGGGGAGGUCACCUCCAUGAAGAAAGUGCUAGAAGAAUAUAAGAAAAAGUUCAGUGACAUCUCUGAGAAACUUAUGGAACGAAAUCGUCAGUAUCAAAAGCUCCAAGGCCUCUAUGAUAGCCUUAGGCUGCGAAACAUCACUAUUGCUAACCAAGAAAGUACCCUUGAACCAUCCAUGAUUGCACAGUCUGGUGUUUUUGGCUUUCCAUUAGGGAACAACUCCAAGUUUCCUUUGGACAGUACACCAGUUCGAAAUCGGGGUGGUGGAGAUGGAGAUCUUCACUUCAGACCGUUUUUUGUGGGUUCUCCCAGAGCACCUGAACCCAGCAACAGCUUUUUUAGUUUUGCCUCUCCAAGUCGUGAAUUAGAGCAGCAGCAAAUCUCUAGCAGGGCCUUUAAAGUAAAAAGAAUUUAGCUCACUUUACAGAAUAUUUCUCUGUUCACUCUUAGUGAUCUCGUUUAGCACAUAAUCUUUAUUCUAGUUAGAAUGAGAUCACCAACCUUUGUAUGCUAUUACAUUUUCAACUUAAUGAGGAACUCAGUGUCAGCAGGAGUGGCGUUAGGGUCUGGCAUCUUUUCCUGUUUCCAUCAUUUAAAGUGUGAGCAUUAUAUUAAACUCAAAUUUACUGUGACUGUUGAGUUUUCACCAGUAGUGAAAAGGUUACAGUAUUACUGCUUGUUUUGUAGAUCACCAUUUGUUUUCUGUCUGUGUUAUUUCCAACUGAACUAGGUGUUUAUGUAUAUGUAUAUAAGCACGUAUGUUAUAUAUCUACAUGUCACUUUAUAUUCUGGUAUUUAUGCAUAUAUGUAUAUAUGCUUUCCUUUAUAUUGAUAUUUUGCUGUAUUUGCCAGCAUAUUUAUGUGAAGAUUUUGGUCUCAGGAAAUGGCAGGUGAAUCUGUAGCUUGUUAUUUGGGUAUGUUCCUUUAUUUGUAUAUAUUUAUGUAUCUGCCCUUGUAUUAGUUUGUUUGGAGGUGUGCUCAUGUUGGUGAAUAAGAAUACAAUUUGAUGCUUGUAUGUUGUCUGUUUUUCUAUUUUUUUAAAUUUUGUUGUCUGU